Molecule: messenger RNA, 562 nt
Organism: Asterias rubens (European starfish)
Lineage: Eukaryota; Metazoa; Echinodermata; Asteroidea; Forcipulatida; Asteriidae
Product: 60S ribosomal protein L44-like
Exons: 5
Coding region: 85-399 (104 amino acids)
Biological process (GO): translation
Cellular component (GO): cytosolic large ribosomal subunit; ribosome
Molecular function (GO): structural constituent of ribosome
Source: RefSeq, a predicted model, not a curated record
CAAUACGUCGCGUCGUCAAAAGCGCUGGGAUGAAGGUUGAAAAUUGGUCAACCACGAUCUCUCUUUUCAAUCAAAGCGAUCAAAAUGGUCAACGUUCCUAAAGCGAGACGCACCUUCUGCAAGAAGUGUGGUCACCACAAGAUGCACAAGGUGACACAGUACAAGACUGGCAAGGCUUCUCUCUACGCCCAAGGAAAGAGGCGUUACGACAGAAAACAGAGUGGAUAUGGAGGCCAGACCAAGCCUGUGUUUCACAAGAAGGCCAAGACCACAAAGAAGAUCGUCCUGAGGAUGGAAUGCACAGACUGCAAGUUCCGCAAGCAGCUUCCCAUCAAGCGAUGCAAGCAUUUUGAGCUGGGAGGAGACAAGAAGAGAAAGGGCCAGAUGAUCCAGUUUUAGAGUUAUCAUGGACUACAGACUGGAAUCAUUUACACAGCUUGAUGUUAACCUACUUGAUGUCAAACACAACACUCAUGGGACAGUAAUGUUAAAUUAUCAAUGGGAGAUAAAACGAUUUCACAACAGAGAAUAUCACAAUAAACCAGCAGAUUUAUAAACAGUA